UGUAAACAAUGGACACGCCUGAAAAAAUAUUAUCAAUACUUCCGUAAUAAAGCCCAAAAUAAGCUCAAUAUCUUAAAUAAAUGUUGAAAUAAGAAACAUGGUUACUCAGGAAAUUAUUUCGGCUGUCGAAAGCGGAAAUUUAGAGGCGCUACGACAGUUUGAUUCAUCCGUCCUCAAACCCGAACUGACGGAUGACUUUGGAAGUAACUGUCUUCACUACGCAGCCAGACAGGGCGGAGCUGACGUACUCCAUUUCCUCGUGCACCAGCGAGGCUUUACGUCGAAAGUUCGAUCAAAUAUUGGUGCUACCCCACUACAUGAUGCAGCCGCAGCAGGGAACUUGGAGGGUGCACAAUGGUUGGUGGAGCACACACAGUGUAGCGUGAAUGACCAGGAUGGGACAGGGGCAACACCACUACACCUCGCAUGCAGGUUCCAUCACACAAGUGUGACAGAGUGGUUACUAGACGUGGGUAAGGCAGACACUUCCAUCGACACAGCCAGUGGGGGCCUGCCUGUACAUUUCGCUGUAGUUGGCGGGGACUAUGAUGCCGUGAAACUGCUACUGGAAAAUGAUCCCUCAUGUGUGAACUUACAACUGGGAAAUGGAGCAACACCCACGUACCUGGCUGCCCAGGAGGGACAUCUCGAGAUUCUCCGACUACUCAUCCUUGAACAUCGAGGGAAUGUGAAAAUUAAGGCAUACGAUGGAAUGUCUGUGUUGCAUGCAGCAGCACAGUCUGGUCACUUAGACUGUGUACGCUUCCUGGUUGGAGAGAAGUUCAAUGCCAAUGACCGGGAUUUUGAUGGAGUUACGCCCAUCCAUUUUGCUGCCAGUCAAGGACACGCCCAGGUCAUUGAUUGGCUGAUGAAAGUAGGCGGGGCAAAAGUCACUUUGGAUAACCUUGGGGGCAGCCCACUGCACAAUGCAGCAGAAAAUAAUCAAACUGAGUGUAUCAAGGCCCUCAUCAGAAAUGGCUGUAGCAUAGAAAUCACAGACAACAAUGGAUUAACUGCUUCAGAACUUGCCAGAAAGUGUUUCCAUGAGAAAUGUGCUCAACUUAUUGAAACUUAUUCACCCCAACCUCAGCAAACUGUAGAUGAAGAUAUAGCAUACCUUAACUCAGUACAGAGUCCAAGACAACCACUUCCCCACCAACCACCUGUGAACUACAGUAAACCAAGAUCAAAUUACCCCACCCACUUAGGUAACAAACAACCAUUAGAUUACCGUAAACACCAGCCAGAAUCAACUGAACAAAAUAACAACAUCAGAUUUGCUGUUAAAAAUUAUAGGUCAAAUCACCCUGCUGCUAGAGAAAAUACUCCUAUCGGACACUUAGUAAAUGUUGCAAAUGGAAACGAAAGUCUGACUAAACCUCAGUCCCCAGAUGUGGAUUAUUCUAUGACCCAGAUUCGAUUGUUUGGAAAAGGUGACAAGAGAAGCCCAGAGAGACCCACAUCCCCGGAGCCAGACUACAGUUUGGCAAGGUCGGGCUUAGGUAACAUUCAUACUGAUACCCGAGUUCCCCGCCUCCAGUUGAAUGGUUCGAAUGAUAACUCAAACGUAGGAAAUCAGUCCCGCUACAGACCAGCUAGCAUUGGUUCGAAUAGUUCCGAUUCUUCGCUUAGCUCUUUAUCUCAGCUAGAUGAGGCUAUUGCUUUUGCCGAGAAGACAGUAGCUAGGGAGGAGAAACGUGCGAAGGAACUUAUGGAACAAAAACAGGCGAAUACGGGUAGCAGACCGAAACCAGGCCCUAGUGUUAUCCAAGUUAGAAAAUUACCUGUGAAGAGUGCAUCUGAACUUCAUGGUGCCGGAAAUGUGAGGGAAGAAAGAGACAAAACUGUGAAGUUUAUGCUGAAUGAUCAUGGAAAUGAUGGUACAUACGAUGAUGCUUAUUCUGCAAAGCAUGCAAGCAAAGGGAAUAUUCCAGUCGAAAAAAGAGGAAACAUGAAGCAUGGAAUUCAUCAAGUUUCUGUUAAACCAUCCACCACAAAUAGAAACAGUGCUGUGAUUAACUUGCCCAUAAGAUCUGCAACAAAUGGUGAAACAGAUGAUCAUACAGGGUUAGUAAAUGGAACAGUUCCUGUAUAUAACCUGAACUCAGUUUCUAGCGCACAAAUGGCAAGCAAUGCUCAUGUACACAAUGUUCCUAUCAAUGUCGGCACGGUGUCCCCCCUUGUAAAUGGGACAGGUCCAUCUGAGAUGGAAGCCCCUCCCCAUCCUCAUGUAUACCCUCCCUCAAACAAUAUCAUUGGCUCUUCAUUUUAUGAUGUUUACCAAAGCAGUAUAGCAACAGACCAAUCAGAAGAGACGAGACAUAAUGGCAACCAAUCAGAAUUCUUGAUACAAAAUGCAAACAUUCCUAUUCCUCCUCCACCACCACCUUGUGCAACCACCACUGCAAAGAAGCCAAUGGAAAAGCAGACUACAAUAAAUGUAAAUUCUGCUUCUGGUAACCAGCAUUCAACUACAAACCAUUUUCAAGCAGUAAAUGGUUCCCAGGAACACCAACCAGCACCCUCUGCACAAGAAAAUACAGGAAAAAUUCCUGUCCCACCUCCCCCUCCUCCAGCAGUAAAUGGAAACCAGCCAAAACCACUACAAAAUGGUACCCAGAAUGAAUCAAUAGAAGAAAUUAAAAGAAAGUCUGCUUCCCUCCCUGCUAGACCCCAAGCCUUAUUCACACCAGAAAUGAUGCAGUCACAGCUAAAUACGCUCAGCCCUGCCCAGGCUCGAGUGGCCAUAGAAAAUAACUCAAACACCGACUUCUUAGCAGAACUAAAACUUGCUACUAAAGGUGGCGGACUGAGAAAGACCGGUAUAAAUGGAGACCCUGGUGCCACGCCUGCUCCUAAACCAAUCACUGCCUUCAAUGGUGGACAGAAAACCGACUUGGUGAGGGAGAAACCUACAGGGGAAAAGGAUGUUAAAAUGAAACUUGAGGGAGAAUGGGACCCUAAGAACUUUGUGGACCAAGUUCCAAACAGAAAAGACUUGCCGGCUUGGAAGGUUCAACUACAGGCAAGGCAGAUUGCAGAGAAAGUCAUGAAAGAAACACUAGAGAAACGAAAGGUAGAAGACCGAGAGGCAAGGUUCAAGGGGAUGCCAGCCUGGAAGAGAGCUAUUGUGGAGAGAAAGGAGGCUGAAGCCAGGGCUGCGGAAGAGAAGAAACUUACAGAACAACAGAGAAUGCACAAAGUUGUAAACAAGAAAAUGCCUGCUGUGAAUUUGGUUGGGAAAUCUGGGGAUACAGGACUGGCUCCAUGGCAGAAAGAACUCCAAGGGAAAUAACUGUUAAUUCAUUUUACAACUGUUUGAAUCAAUGGCAGUAAGAACUCAUUUGUUUUAAUCCUUUGAAGAAAGAACACUUAGGGAAAUAACAGUCAAUUUAUCAAUAAUGGUAACAAUUGUGGACUGAUUCUUUAACGUUAAAACUUUUAUAAAUGGCAGAAUAUUGAAUAUGCAACAAAUCCAAUAGUUAUGUUAGAUGAAGAUGCAAUGUGAAAUACUUUACCGGUAACUGUUCUUGUUGAUUCAAAAUCUAAGAUGGAAAGGACUUUUCAAGAUGUCAAAGUUGAUUACUUGGUUGAUAAAAUCCUCAGCAGAUACAAAUCCAGGGGACAUAACUUUUUAGAUAUUAAAACACCAGCAGAAAGAGCAGCUGCUUAAGAACAACUUUGUUGUUGUUGUUGUUUGUUAAUAUCAUGGCAGUUAAAUGGUCAAGGGAGAUCAAUGUGUUCUUAAUAUUCAAGGGAAAUAAUUGUUACAUGUGAUGUGAUAAGUGAUUUUGAUUUUGUUUACCCUCGUGUUAAAAAGAGAGAUUUUGUUAAGUGUUCAGUGGUUAGAAAAUCUAUGGGAAAUGGUUGUACUGUGGUGGACAUAUCUUGAUUUAUAAGGGGAGUUGUUGUACUGGAGCCGUAUUCAAUAAACAUUUUAGAUUUAACUUGAAGAUAAAUGUGAAAUUUGGCUGUUUUGAAUGGACUAUAGGUUUAUUGGCCAAUUAAGAUCAAUCUCCGAUGCUUUAUAAUACUGAAUACGGCUCCUGAUAUGUAUUUUUUUGUAGUAUUUUUAUUUCUGUACUUUUAUGUACUUUUGCAUUCAGAAUGUGUAUGUUAUGUCUAUAUCUAUAUCUACGGUACACCUUUUUUAUCGAAAAUGUAAUAUCUAGACAAAGGCUUUUUUCAUUGUUUUUACACUGUGAAAGAAAUUUGUAGUUGAAUGUGGUAAGAGUAUGAUUAAUUUAUUGAAAACAUUACAUAUCACUCUUACUUGGACGAUGUGUAUAUUCCUUAGACAGAAAGUCUGUUAAUUGUUAUUUCAGAUAAACAUAUCAAAAUAUGUCUACCCUAUUUUAAUCAAAAAAAUUUCAUCCAUAACUGUUUAUUCAUGUUUUACUUUUAUAUUUUAGUACAUAAAAAUAUUUUUUAUUGGAAUCAUAAAACAAAUAGCUAAAAAGCAUGGUAUAGUUUUGCUUUAUUUAGAAAAACACAAGCUUUCAUGUUCAGACACAUUCAGAGAGAAUUUUUCUUCUCACUGCUUCGAAUAAUCAUUGUCAUAACACUUUUUCAUUACUUUAGAAUUAGAUUAAAGGGUUUGGGUUAUGUUUGUUUUUAUUUCCCAUCAAAGUAGUCCCAUAUUAUGACGUGCCCUAUUAGGGUGUUAUAAAAAAACUUAUAAUGAAAUAGUUAUUAGAAAUUAUUGAACUCAUUUCAUCAUCUUCUUUACAAUUUAGAAUUUUAGGUACAUGUUAACUUGUUCAAUUCAGCAUAAUAGAUGGGGAUGUGCCAUAGCCAGGAUAAUAGUGAGCUUGCCUUUCUAUACCACUAUAGGAAAACAACCAGGCAGAAGUCUGUAAUUGUGUUAUUGUUCUCUUGUAUGUUUGUUUAUUUAUUUGGAAUUUGAUAUUAGCUUUUGAGCACCUGUAUGACACUUAAAUUGGAUUACGAGUACCUUUGAGAGCUACCUACAGUCAAACUCCAUUGGCUGGAACUCCCAGGCACCUUAACCCUCAGGAAUAUUUUUGCAUAAAAAACUGAACAAUUCUGUUUUACUGAAACAAGUAAUUUUUGCUGUAAGGUGUUUCAUAGAAUAAUGCCUCGAAAUGUUAAAAUGUCUGUGAAUUUGAAAAUUAUGUUCAAGAAGAUGAAGAUACAUAUAAAAAUUACCUUUAUAGUAUAUUUUAUAGAAACCUUAAGAGGCUAGACUAAUGGCUGGUUGCUCAAUUUUCCUAAACCAAAUUUUAAGGUUUUGUCAAGGGUUAGACCCAAUGUAAUUUUACCAUUAUUGUACAUGGUAGUAUAAACCUAGUAAUAGUUAGUUGAUAUAAAGUAACAUUUUAAUGAUUAAGAAUGGGUGGGGUGAGCAAAGCGCAUGAGCCCUUCUUAAUCAAUAAAAUAUUACUUCAGGUCAUCAAACAGUAUUAGAAAACAACCAUAUUGGCUAACACAUUGACAAUGCAAAAUCUGACGCGGGGAGUGCAUAUAAGAUGAAUGGCAGUAGGCAGACCUUUAAACACCUACAAAAGUUUAAAUUCUUAAUGAUUAAGCCGAGUACAAAUGUACUUGCCUAUCUGAUUUUCUAUUGGCUGAAAACAUAAGUUAUAUUCUAAGAUUUGGUAAGAACCAGCGGAGCAACUGCCCUUUAGAUAGGGAUACGAUAGUUGUACAGAUACUAGCAGACUACAUUUGUGCACUACUACAAAGUACAUAUUUGAAUUGACAUGUAUACAAGCACAAAGAAAGUAAUUAAGACAACUGUGAGUAAAAAUACAAUGAGAAAUUGCACAAAACUUUUAAACAUAGCUGCAACUUUUACAUACACAUGACAUGUAGCUUCAAGAACAAGUACAAGUGGUAUUUCGUAACCUCUUUUUUCUAUGAACUAAAUACCUAGUUACUGUGCCUUUCACACUAUUAUGCACCAACAAACUUGUUUUGAAUUAUGUUUCUGUUUAAUUGUUGUCUUUUUCAUAUCAUUUUUCAUAUGUGUUGCAUCACUGAUUCUUUGCCCAAAAGUUGAUGUUAAGGAGAAAAUGAAGUUUACAUAAUUACUUUGACAGUAGUACAAUGACACACUUUUCACUUAAUGGAGGCUUUGGGCCAAAAAUGUGAAUUCAGUUUUGAAUGUAUAUAUAUAUUUAUUUGGAAUGUUGUCAAAUACCUGUUAGUCAGUGUCUCAAAAUAAUUUCAUUUGUUUUCCUUGUAUACUUUUCAAUCUAUAAUGACCAAAAUUGUUGUACUAAUAGUCUGUGAUGACCUGUUCUACAUUGUGUAUUCAUUAUUGCAAAAUUAGCAUGUUUUUCUUGCCGUUUAUACAAAAUUUUACCUAUUGUUAAGCAGAUAAAUGUUGUAAAUCAUUAUUAUAAGUUUUUGAGGUUUAAUGUAAGGCAUUAUACAUUGUGCAUAAUGUAAUAGGAUGCAGUUGGGUAUUGAAUUAAAACAAAUUUGCUGCAAAAAAUUACAUUCCAUUUAAUUGCAAAACUAAUUUGAAAUCAUACAUAAAUUUAAUGAAAGUUCACUUUUCAGCAUGUUUUAUUUGUUUAACAGGAGUCCUUCGUGUGGUCAGUGUUGGCGGCAUUAUUGUGAAAAACUCUGACCUCAGCCAUAAUUAUGUGGGUUUUUUAAAUGUUCAAAUGAAACUUAGUACCCAUGUUAUCAAUAAUAAAACGCACAUGUUUUACAAGGCCCAUAAUGCUGGCUUUAAUGACAGUAGAGUGAUGUCCCUUUAUCAAUAUAUUUUCUUGCAAUGAGAUGAUGUUUAUACAGGCAGUGUCUCGUAUGUUAUCAACUGUACAAGGCAGGGUUGUUCUGAAUAUAUAUAUUCCAAAAAGAAAUGUCAGUAUUGAUGUUUUGACUGCAACAUUUCCUGUCACUUAAUGAACUCUGUCUACAAGCUUGGAAAUGCCUUACACUCUGAAAAAAUGCCAAAAUGUACAUUCCAGCGUUUGGUUGGCCAAAUUUGUUUAAAACACCAGUACAAGCAGUACUCAUUUAAUAUUUGUUUAUUAUAGUUUGUUACUAAGUUAAUAUAUUUUAAACAGUGCUUUUUCAUACAGUUUUUAUACCUCCUUGUAAUUCCUGUUAUAUCAAAUUUUGAGAUUUAUAUUAUAAUAAACAUUCCAUCUAUAAA
Messenger RNA from Mya arenaria, 7132 nucleotides. Its product is annotated as espin-like. NCBI's taxonomy places the organism in Eukaryota, Metazoa, Mollusca, Bivalvia, Myida, Myidae. Gene Ontology annotation, molecular function: protein binding. The transcript has 12 exons. The record is from RefSeq and is a predicted model, not a curated record. Bases 98 to 3295 code for a protein of 1065 amino acids.